Salvia splendens (bonfire salvia) is the source of this 1179-nucleotide messenger RNA. RefSeq names its product protein ALP1-like. NCBI's taxonomy places the organism in Eukaryota, Viridiplantae, Streptophyta, Magnoliopsida, Lamiales, Lamiaceae. The coding region runs from base 1 to 1179 and encodes 392 amino acids. The record is from RefSeq and is a predicted model, not a curated record. The transcript has 4 exons.
AUGGCUAAUGAAGAGGAAUUUCGCAAGGUUGGAAGGAGGCGAGAUGAGAUGACAACCGUUUUGAUUUUGCUUGAGGAGUUAUUAAGUAAUCUUCAAAUUAAUUUGUUGAUGAUAUCUCUCAUAAUCACUCUAAUUGGACCAAAUACUCACAAGCGCAAACGUUGGUCCAUAGAGGAUCCAACCCAAAUGCUCGAUUCAAUUCCUGCUCAUGUCAAGCAGUUAGAUAGGCUUGUCCGUCUCACAGAUCGGUCUUGCGUUAAUAAUUUGCGGAUUGAUAGAAACACGUUUGGCCGACUAUGCCGUAUACUCCGUGAUCGUAUAGGGUUAAUUGAUCAAAAAUUUGUCACUGUUGAAGAACAAGUUGCCAUGUUGCUAUGUGUUCUAUCACACCACAAGAAAACUGGUAUAGUUGGAUACGACUUCAUGCGGUCCUCCCAUACUGUGUCCAGAUAUAUACAUAUUGUCCUCUGUGGUGUGCUCAUGCUUCACAACCUGUUUUUGGUAAAGCCUAGUCCUAUGGAUGAUAGUUGCAAUGACCGGCGUUGGAGUUGGUUUAAGGGAUGUCUGGGUGCCUUAGACGGAACGUAUAUCAACGUACGAGUGCCUGUUGCCGACGCACCACGGUAUCGAAAUAGGAAAGGCCACAUCACAACCAACACUCUAGCCGUAUGUGACCCGCAUCUUCGCUUUGUUUACAUUCUACCAGGAUGGGAGGGAUCUGCGGGGGAUUCAACGAUUUUGCGCGAUGCAAUAAGCAGACCAUUGGGUCUCAAAGGGCCAAAAGGUUGUUACUAUCUUUGUGAUAAUGCAUACCCGAACGUCGAAGGCUUUGUGAUGUCACUUAAAGGAGUCCGUUAUCAUUUGAAGGAAUGGGGUCCUGGUACACAAGCUCCUCAAAUGCCCGAGGAGUUGUUUAACUUGAGACACACCAAGGCUAGAAAUGUAAUCGAACGAUCAUUCGCGGUCUUGAAGAUGCGAUGGGGUAUACUCCGUUCCGCAAGUUUCUAUCCAUUUGUGCUGCAAACAGGCUUGAUUAUAGCAUGUUUCUUACUUCACAAUUUCAUUCGCGAUCAAAUGGCGGUUGAUCCGGUCGAAGAGAAGUUGGGUAACCACGACAACGAUGGGGAUGAAACGGAUCAAGAGCAAGCGCCUGUUGAUCAGUGUGGAACCUUCAGCUGA